AUGGCCAUCCCUUAUAGGCUCACCUUUGCUUCUCUGUACAAAGCGGGAUCGAUGACCUCUCACUUCAAAAUGCGUUUCAUCCGAGAACAACAUUUUUUUUCCAAUCUUCCACCGUCCAGUCUUUAUGAGAUUUUAGCCAGUGGAUCUGUUAAUGAUCUAUCUAUCUAUCUAUCUAUCUAUCUAUCUAUCUAUCUAUCUAUCUAUCUAUCUAUCUAUCUUAGUCUGUUAAUGAUCUAUCUAUCUAUCUAUCUAUCUAUCUAUCUAUCUAUCUAUCUAUCUAUCUAUCUCUCUAUCUAUCUAUCUAUCUAUCUAUCUAUCUUAGUCUUUUUUUCUGUCUUUCUCUUUUCGUUUCUUUUAAUGUCUUUUCUUCAUUUCUGUUGUAGAGGCUUGAGUGACGAAUCAAUUGAAGCUGUCGUUUCCCUAUCUGAAAAAAAAAAAACUUCCCGACUGUGUCUUCUUAAAUAA
This is a messenger RNA of Acanthosepion pharaonis, 465 nucleotides long. The record is from the annotation of a GenBank genome assembly. NCBI's taxonomy places the organism in Eukaryota, Metazoa, Mollusca, Cephalopoda, Sepiida, Sepiidae.